Messenger RNA from Acanthocheilonema viteae, 2328 nucleotides. The record is from the annotation of a GenBank genome assembly. NCBI's taxonomy places the organism in Eukaryota, Metazoa, Nematoda, Chromadorea, Rhabditida, Onchocercidae.
CCAUACUUUUUUGGUGUAGAAUUAUACAACGGGAAUGAAACAAAAGUGGACAUCGAUAGAGACACAGAAGGCAUACGUCAAUUUUUCGGGAAUGAUACAAAUGUGGAACUAUUGAUGGGCUGGAAUGAGACAUAUCCAGCGGUGACAAAUAUGAAAUCAGUGAAGAUGAUCGUGUUACAACUUCGUGCUCUGGAAAAUCCUCAAUGGAGCAAAGAUGAGAUGAAGCAGUGGGAGAUGAAUGUCGUUCAUUUUUUCCAAAAUUAUCAAUCAGAGCAUUUGAUGAUUUAUGUCAUUUCUACACCUUAUAUCGAAGAAGAAAUGGUUCGUGCCGGAUUAUCAGUAUUACCGUAUCUAACUGUUGGCUUUAUCAUCAUGAGUGCCUGUUCUAUAAUUACCGUAAUGGUUCGUGCUGCAUACAUGAAUCAAAAUAAUAUAUUCAAGAUUUUUCUAGCCGUGAUGGCUUGUAGUACACCAUUGUUAGCAUGUGCUACAGGACUAGCAAUACUAUUUUUGUGUGGUAUGAGAUUCUCUCCAAUACUCUGUGUUGUACCUUUUCUGGUCCUAUCUAUUGGUGUUGAUAGUUCAUAUCUAAUGAUCCAUGAAUGGCAACGAGUAACGAAGGAAAUACGAGAUGGUGAGAAAAAGGAUGGAAGUAUUGAACAUCGAAUGUCUGCAGUACUCAGUGAAGUUGGUCCUGCAAUACUAAUCUCUGCAAUAACUAAUAUAUUAGCUGAUACUGUUGGCUGUUUCACGUCUUCUCCUGAAAUUCGUCUUUUAUGUAUUGGAAAUUUAUUUUCCAUGUUUGUAGCAUAUUUAUAUCAGAUGUCGUUUUAUUCUGGUCUGAUGUCUGUUGUUGGAAAAUUUGAGAUUGCAGCUGAGAAGAAUAAAAAUAAUACGACAAAUAUUGCAAUACAGAAAAGUGAAGUGAGUAUCAGAAAAUGCGGAAAGAUUCCUCGUGAAAAUUCAAAAUUUCAUGAUAAGUCAAAAUUAUAUAUCAGUAAAUAUAUGCGAGUAUAUGUGAAUAUCAUUUCACAUCCAGUGAUAGCAGUGCUUAUCAUUGUCCUUUACAUUACUUACAUUGUCACAUCUAUAUGGGGGAUAACACAAAUGAAUGUCAGUCUUACUCCUCAGAAGCUGUUUGCACCAGAUUCUCCGCUGAUAAAGCUCGUUAUGCUACGUGAUGAAUAUGAAGUACCGGCUUUUACGAUGGCAUUGGUGUUUGUCGAAACACCUGAAGAUUUAUCACAGAAAUUACCAUUCCUCCUGAUGAAUAAUAUGGUUGAGGAUUUCGAAAAGCUUAACGGUAGUUGGGGACCCGAUGCUGAUUAUGAUUAUGAUUUCGCUUCAUCGGAUGAUGUUAGCACCACAACAACUGAUCCAGAAGCUCUGUUCAAAUUCAAUAAUGAUAAUCUGGUAAAUUUCUUGACAUGGCCAGAAUAUGAUUUUUGGUCCGGCUUCCUUCAGUUGCAAAAUGUUAGCGCUGAUGGAAAAGAAAAAAGACUGAAACGAUUUUUCUUCACUAUAGCUUAUCAUGAUGAAAAUUUGAAGGAAUUAAAAAUGCGUGGGAAAUUACUUAAACAAUGGCGUGCUAUCGUAGACAAGCCUGUUUACGAAUCAUUUCAUGCUUCCGUAUUCUAUCAAGAUGCCAUUUUUCUGGAUCUGAUCGAUAAUAUGCCAACAGAUGCAUGGCAAUCGAUAGCGGGAACAUUGAUUUGUAUGGCUGGGGUAUGCAUCCUCUUCCUUCGGGAUAUGCUUACGAUGAUUAUUGCAACUUCUUCUGUCCUCUCUGUGUCCAUUGGUAUCUUGGGCAUGCUAUUUUGGUGGGAUGUUGAAUUGGACCCAAUCUCAAUGGCUGCUAUGAUAAUAUCUAUUGGCUUAAGUGUUGAUAUUCCAGCACAUGUUGCUUAUCAUUACUGUAAAGCUAGCGAAAAAUCGACACCUCAAGCUAGGCUUGGGAACUGUCUUACUUCAGUGGGAUUCCCAGCAGUACAGGCAGCAUUGUCCACUAUACUUUGCGUAUAUAGUUUAUGGUUCUCCGAAAUUUAUAUGUCACAGGUUUUUGUGAAGACGAUGGUCACUUGCGUCAUAUUAAGCAAUUUACACGGUCUUGUAAUCCUACCAGCUAUACUAUCAAUAAUUCAUCAGAUUAAAGCUCGAUUUGAUCAAAAUAAAAUCUACAGCACACCAGCUGUGCGUACUGUGAACAAGCGAUUGAAAGAAAUUAGGAAAAGAAUAGCCAAGAAAGCAGAGAUACAGGAAAGAAAUGAAAACCAGUUAGACCUAAAAACGGACCGACCACCAAUUCCUGACUUCAAUGUCGUAUCAUAG